This is a messenger RNA of Empidonax traillii (willow flycatcher), 1712 nucleotides long. It is a transcript of the gene ANO8, whose product is annotated as anoctamin 8. Lineage: Eukaryota; Metazoa; Chordata; Aves; Passeriformes; Tyrannidae. The annotation marks the transcript as partial. Gene Ontology annotation, biological process: chloride transmembrane transport. Gene Ontology annotation, molecular function: chloride channel activity. The transcript has 11 exons. The record is from RefSeq and is a predicted model, not a curated record. Gene Ontology annotation, cellular component: plasma membrane.
AGCCCCGCACCAUGCCCGAGCCGGCGGCCGCAGCGCAGGACGGCGACCGGCCUCGGCGGGCCCCGGCCGGGGAGGAGCGAACGGAACCGGCGGCCCCCACCGGCGUCCUGGAUAAACUCUUCGGGAAGCGGCUGCUCCAGGCCGGGCGUUACAUCAUGUCCCACAAGGCCUGGAUGAAGACGGUGCCCACCGAGAACUGCGACGUGCUCAUGACCUUCCCGGGUAGGGACACGCCUGGGGAACCUGGGGUACCUGUGGCAGAUGGGGGGGAGCAUGAGGUGCAGAACCCUGGGGUGGGGGCAGCAGGGAUGGGGAUCCCAGAGCUGGCAGCCCGGGGUGUCAUCCAGCAGGUUUUCCCGCUGCACGAGCAGAGGAUCCUGAAGCGGCUGAUGAAGUCCUGGGUGCAGGCGGUGUGUGAGGCCCAGCCCCUCGAUGACAUCUGUGACUAUUUUGGGGUGAAAAUCGCCAUGUACUUCGCCUGGCUGGGCUUCUACACCUCGGCCAUGGUGUAUCCUGCCGUCUUCGGCUCCAUCCUCUACACCUUCACCGAGAGUGACCAGACCAGCCAGGACAUCUCCUGCGUGGUCUUUGCCAUCUUCAACGUCAUCUGGGCCACCCUGUUCCUGGAGGAGUGGAAGCGCCGGGGGGCUGAGUUCGCCUACAAGUGGGGGACCCUGGACACCCCCCCCGAGUCCAUCGAGGAACCUCGGCCCCAGUUCAGGGGUGUUAAGAGGAUCAGCCCCGUGACCAGUGCUGAGGAGUUUUAUUACCCGCCCUGGAAGCGGCUCCUGUUCCAGUGCCUGGUCAGCCUGCCCGUCUGCCUCGCCUGCCUCACCAUCGUCUUCCUCCUCAUGCUCGGCUGCUUCCAGCUCCAGGAGCUGGUGCUGAGCAUCCAGGAGCUGCCCCGGAUCAUCCGUUUCCUGCCCAAGAUCAUCCUGGCUGUCAUUGUCACCGCCUGUGACGAGCUGUACAAGAAGGUGGCCUACUGGCUCAAUGACAUGGAGAACUACCGGCUGCAGAGCGCCUACGAGAAACACCUCAUCAUCAAAAUCGUCCUGUUUCAGUUUGUAAAUUCCUACCUGAGUCUUUUCUACAUCGGUUUCUACCUCAAAGACAUGGAACGGCUGAAGGAGCUCCUGCUCAUCUUCUCUCUCUCCCAAAGCCUCGUGCGGCAGCUCAAAGAGGCUCUUCUCCCCUUCAUCCUCCUCCACCUCCACCUCUCUCUCAUCUUCCUUAAGGGCCUCCUGAGCUUUUGCUGGAGACUGGGAGUAUCCAAAAUGCUGGCCACGCUGCUGAUCACGCGGCAGUUCCUGCAGAACGUGCGGGAGGUGUCCCAGCCCCACCUGUACCAGCGGCUGCGACGGGGGGACCUGAACCUGCGCGGCCUGCGGCAGCUGGCACACACCCUGCUCUGCCUGCUCGCCCCCCGCCGCCACCCCCAGCGCCCCCCGGACGGGCCCCGCGGGGAGAAGAAGUGUCUGAACGGCGGCUGCGGCGUGCCCGAGGAGGAGGAGGAGGAGGAGGAGCGGCGGGAGUCGGACUCGGAGGAGGAGAGCUCGCUGGACUGCGGGCUGAAGCUGAAGAAGGUGAGCUUCGUGGAGCGGGCCGAGCGGCGCGGGGAGCCCGGCGGAGGCGGCGGUGGAGGCGCCGAGGACGAGCCUUUCCUCGAGGAGGGCAGUCCCACCAUGGUGGAGAAGGGCAUGGACCCCGCC